Myotis lucifugus (little brown bat) is the source of this 6473-nucleotide messenger RNA. It is a transcript of the gene C1GALT1, whose product is annotated as core 1 synthase, glycoprotein-N-acetylgalactosamine 3-beta-galactosyltransferase 1. The record is from RefSeq and is a predicted model, not a curated record. Bases 341 to 1414 code for a protein of 357 amino acids. Gene Ontology annotation, cellular component: membrane. Gene Ontology annotation, molecular function: N-acetylgalactosaminide beta-1,3-galactosyltransferase activity. Lineage: Eukaryota; Metazoa; Chordata; Mammalia; Chiroptera; Vespertilionidae. The transcript is spliced from 4 exons.
CUGCCUAUACCACACGCGCUGGAAAUGGUGACUAGAUUCAUGAUCUGGUUCUCUAAGCUCAUUAUAGAUAUUGUGGCAUAUCCUUUUUACGUUGUCGGGUUGGGAGCUGUUAUGUUAAGCUAAACCGUGGAUUGAUUCCAUGAUGAAAUUUAAAAGUUAGUUGUAAAAGUUGGAACUUGAGUGCGUUAGAGUGGGUGAUUAGGCCGAGGUGUAAGGGGCGGAAAUAGGUUCCUGUACGACCAGCUGGGCGUAGAACAGAGAGCCAGCUGUGCUGGGCACCGGGAGCAAGCGUCGUGCGUGACUUCAGGGCGUUUAAUUCCGGUAAAUACACUUUUGGGAAAUGGCCUCUAAAUCUUGGCUGAAUUUUUUAAUCUUCCUCUGUGGAUCAGCAGUUGGAUUUGUUUUGUGUUCUCAGCUAUUUAGUAUUUUGUUGGGAGAACAGGGUGACACCCAACCUAAGAUUCUUCAUAAUGAUCCUCAUGCUAGGCAUUCAGAUGAUAAUGGACAGAAUCAUCUAGAAGGACAGAUGAACUUCAAUGCAGAUGUUAGCCAACAUAAAGAUGAGAACACUGACAUCGCUGAAAACCUCUAUCAGAAGGUUAAAAUUCUUUGCUGGGUUAUGACAGGACCUCAAAAUCUAGAGAAAAAGGCUAAACAUGUCAAAGCUACAUGGGCCCAGCGCUGUAAUAAAGUGUUGUUUAUGAGUUCAGAAGAAAACAAAGACUUCCCUGCUGUGGGAUUAGAAACCAGAGAAGGCAGAGACCAGCUAUACUGGAAAACAAUUAAAGCUUUUCAGUAUGUUCAUGAUCACUAUCUAGAAGAUGCUGAUUGGUUUAUGAAAGCCGAUGACGAUACAUAUGUUAUACUAGACAAUUUGAGAUGGCUUCUCUCAAAACACAGCCCUGAAGAACCCAUUUACUUUGGGAGAAGAUUUAAGCCCUAUGUUAAGCAGGGCUACAUGAGUGGAGGAGCAGGAUAUGUACUGAGCAAAGAAGCCUUGAAGAGAUUUGUUGAUGCGUUUAAAACAGAGAAAUGUACACAUAGUUCCUCUAUUGAAGAUUUAGCACUGGGAAGAUGCAUGGAAAUUAUAAAUGUAGAAGCAGGAGAUUCCAGAGAUACCAUUGGAAAAGAAACUUUUCAUCCCUUUGUACCAGAGCACCACUUAAUCAAGGGUUAUUUACCUAAAACAUUUUGGUAUUGGAAUUAUAACUAUUACCCUCCUGUAGAGGGUCCUGGUUGCUGUUCUGAUCUUGCAGUUUCUUUUCACUAUGUUGAUCCUACAACCAUGUAUGAGUUAGAAUACCUCGUUUAUCAUCUUCGUCCAUAUGGAUAUUUAUACAGAUAUCAACCUGCCUUACCUGAAAAUAUACGGAAGGAAAUAAGUCAAGCAUACAAAAAUGAAGAUCCAAAGUAAAAUUUGGGAAACCUUGAAAGAAAAGCAUAAAUGAACAGAGGUAAAAUGUCUGACAUUGCACUGAAGAAGAACUUCUGCAUUUCUGAUGUAGAACACUGGAAGCCCAGUGAAGAAUUCUAAAUGAACAUUCCGUAUUAGAAACCUUUCAUAUGAAUGCCUAUAAACUGAAGCUUUAAUAAGCUGUGAAGUCUGUUAAAAUGUGUUUUGAUACAGUAAUAUAUAUAUAUACAUAUGAAAAACUUGUGUUUUUAUAAUGUUGGUAAGGCAGAGGGGCUAAAAAGAUUUUGUUGCCUGUUUCUGACCACAUGUAUCAUUUUCACUGGGAAGCUAAAACUACACUGUACCAUAUUAAUAACACACACAUGAUGCUAAACAGAUCUGCCUUAAAAUUUUAGAAGGAAGUAUUGUUGUUCAGUGUUGUUUAUAAACUCAAGACAUGAGUUUAUAUUCACAGUAUGGUAUAAAUGAACCCCUCCUCUCUCAACACAUACCCGUGUGUAGUUUUGGCUAAUCUAAAUUUUGCUGUGACUAUUUAAAAUUGGCAAUAUUUCUUUCAGAAGAAGGUAGAAUAAGAAUGGCACUCAUCCCAAUGCGCAUUAAUAAACCACAUUUUGAAAUGAUCAUGGACCUUGAUUAUAAUAUAUGUAUAUACUUGGUUCUAAUUAAUAGUUAACCGUUUAUAGGCAUACCUCGUUUUAUUGCUUUAUGUGCUUCACAGAUGUUGUGCCUUUUACAAGGCAAGAAAAAAUUUUCUCUCCUCAAGAAAAAAAAAAGAUAACGACUCGCUUUAUUGCGACACUUGCUUUAUCGUGGUGGUCUGGAACUGAAACCGCAGUAUAUCUAAGGUACUAUGCUGAGUCGCCAUUGUCUCUUCUAAAUAUGUUUAACCAUUCUUGGAUACCAUUUUCAAUUAUUAAUAUUUACUCAAAGCUUUAAAGCAUUUGAUUAAAUAUUUUGUUCCCAUAUUUACCCAUUGUUAAUUAUGGGUAACUAAUAAAUAAUAACUUUAAUGCUGCUUGGGGAAUGUUUUUUGAUAUCACUGCCACUCAGGAAUUACUAAGCUACACUUUUAAUUGAUCAUUUAAAACUCUUUCCAACUACAUAAUUAUAGUUUUUUUCAUUCUUAUCCUGUUGAGAGAUAAGAACUUGUUUUGUGCCUUUCAUAACUUCUUUAAAGCAGUUUUAAAAUUCAUUUUUAGGAUCUAAGAUGGUUGUUAAUUACACUGGCAAAAUAAUUUGAAUGCAAGAUUUUGACCAGAGUUAAUUAAAAACAUUAGAAAAUGCACAAUGCUUAAACAAGCUGAAAUAUGUCAGGUAUUGAAAGACAAAAUACUUAUUUUAUGAAUAAUAUCUAAAUUUGAUGCUGACUUAUGUACAGGGUGGGGCAAAAGUAGGUAUACAGUUGUUUGUAUAGAAAAUAAUACAAUAAUUAAUAAAUAAUACAAGAAUAAAUGCUAUUUUGUCCCAUCCUCUAUUUGGGGAUGAUUGUAUUGCCAAUGGAUAGAUAAUUCCAGUUGAGCAGAAUACCCAUUCAAGACUGUCAUCAAAAACACAUUCAUGAAUAUUUUGUUCUUAUUUUAGUGACCCUCUAUUUAAAGAGUUUCUGGAAGGAAAAAAAAAUUAGUUUUUGUUAUCUUUAGCAUAUUACCUGAGUGUAUCAUAACAAUAUUUUACAGACUUUCUGUAAGAUUAUCAUAAAUGGUACAAAUGAUUUAUAUUUCUCUUAUGUUUAUCAUGCUAAUUUCACAUGGCUGUCACACCAUUGACUCUGCUGUUUAGCUAAAUAGUUUAUAUUUAUUGUGCCAAAACAUGUCAAAACUAUGACCUCUUUAGAAGGUAUAUUUGAGAGGAUGUUCAUCUUAGUGGCCAAUUAUGGAUACUAUGUCUAUGUAGUGAAAACUCACACCAAUUUUUACCUAUUAAAUUGUUUUUUAUUGUUUUCAUGAUGGUCAUCUGCCAAAAUUUUAAGGCAUUCAUUCUGUUCUUGAACAGCUCUUCACUUUGGUGUGGAUAUGAAUUUAUCUGAGUCCAUAUUUGCUACUUUUCUGUACUAGAAGUAUAAAUAGUUUAUUAUAAACAUCCAAAAACCUUAAAAUUUACUCAAAGGAAAUGAACAUUGUGAUAAAUCCUGGGGUCUUGAGUUAGACUACCUGGGUUUAAAUUCUUGCUUCAUCACUUACUAGUUUUGUAAUCUUGAGCAAUUUCCUUAAUCUCUCUGUGCCUCAAUUUCCUCAUCUGUAAAUUAGGGACAAUAACACUACCUACCUCACAGGAAUUUUAUGAGGAUUAAAUGAGUGAAUAUAUGUAUGGCUUUUAGAAUACUGUCUGGCCCAGAGUAUGAAGCAAUAAAUAUAAGGUUUUAGUCUGUUAACUUGGAGUGUAAAUAUUUGUUUCAAAUGAAUGAAAAAAUCUGCUUUAAUCAAAUCAGAUAUUGAAGGAAAUACUUUAUUCAUUUCUUAUAAGUAAUAGCUAGUUUUUAUCUGAUGCAUAUUAUAUGCCAAUUACUGUGCUUAGAUACUCUUUGUACAUUAGUGUUAAUCCUCACAAAUUGGAUGCUAUUCCCAUAUUAUGGAUGUGAAAACAGAGGCUCAGAGUUAAAGUACAUUUUCCACUGUCACAAAGCUAAUAAGUAAUAGCUGGGAUUUCUACUCAAAGCCUAUGUGUUCUUUGUACCAUAUCAGCCCAGAGGUUAGUCAUUUAGCAUUUUUUCCAUUUUUACUUACUGACAUGUGAUACAUUGGCCAAUAAUAGUAAAAUUAACCAACUUGUCAUGAUGCUUCUCAGAUUGUGGUUUUUAUACUCUUACCUGGGAGCUUGUUAAAACACCAGUUUCAAGACCCCAAGCCCAGAAAUUCUGAAUCUAGCAUGGGGCCCAGGACUAUUGUUCAUUCUUACUAGAUACCCUUAGACUGUGGUUCUCAAAGUGUGGUCUAAAUCUACAAUGUAUCAGUAUCAUUUGGGAAAUUGUUGGAAAUGCCAUCUCCUGGGCCUUGCUCAUACCUAUUGGAGCUAGAGUUAUGUUUAAACAAGCCCUCCAGGUGAGGCUUAUUCAUCCUAGUUUGAGAACCUGAUAAACUCUGUGUGAUUCUGAUGCAGGUGAUCCUUGGAACAUACUAAGGAUUAACUGCUGUGUAAGUAAAGUAUCUUUCAAAGAUUUUGAUAAGGCAUUUUAAAAAUAAGUGUAGUCCAAUAUUACACUAUAUUAAAUGUAAAAGACUUUAAAGCUGAUUUAAAGGGUCAGUGGAUCAUUUAUUUUGGCAAAAUUCUUUAGCUUCUUCAGAGUGACUAACAUCAGGACCCACACAGUAAAAUCUAUAAUUCUUUGAGUUUAGGAAUUUCACAUUAGUGCAGGAAAGGUUCAUUAAGUAGUACUAAUUCAUUAAAAACAUCCUAAAUGAGUGUCAUCCCAAAUGCCCACUAUUGUUAAUAAAAAUAUUUAAAUAGAGAUAGCAAAAUACUAUUUUACAAUAUGCAUAAUGGGUUGGGUUUUGGGGGUGUUUUUUUUUUGCUAAUUUUGACACUAUCAAAAUUUCAUUACUUUUAAGAAUCAGAUGACUGUCCUACAUGACCUUAUAAAGCAAAAAAUUCAAGUAUUUGAUAAAGUACAUAAAACCAGAUUUCAUGAUAAUACUGACUUAUAUUUUAAAUUAAGAUCUCUGUCAUUUGGAUAAAUGAUUUUAAUGUGGCCUCUCCAUAACAGUAUGCUUGUAUUUUCAAUUGGGAAGUUCAUAGAUGAUGCAAAGCAGAUUGUUGUCCCAGAGCUAAAUUAUUUGUUUUUAGAUACCUUAAAUUUCAGAGGAGCAUUUGUUACUAUAAGAAGAUUAGAAAAUAAAUCACUGACCAGUUUUGAAUAUUUUUUGAAAUAUGGUCAUUGGAUUUGGGCAUUUAAUUUGCUAACUGAUUAUUUUCAUAAUUGUUUUUGAGUGUUAAUUUUUCACUUCCUUGAGCCUAUCAAACUGCAGUGUCCCCAAAAAUGUAUACACACUUUUUUGGAAUUACUAAUUAUUACAUUUUUGGAGGACAUCCUAUAUAUUACCAGCUUGAAGAUUGAAAAAUCCCUCACUUGAUUGAUUCGAUAAAAUCUGUCCUUUUAUUCUCCAUUUAAAUUUUCAGUUUAGAGUAUUAUGUCUUUGACAGUUUCUGCUUCUUUGUAUUGAUUGCCCUUUCUUUAUUUUCUAAAACUAUUCUCCAUAUUCUAACUACUUCCCCCCCCCCCAACUACUCCUAAUACUGCCUUCACAAGGUUAAUUAGCUGUUAUUAGUGAUUAGAAUUUGUAUUGCUUAUUGAUAAUUUCAUACCUAUUAACUUUAAGUUUCCCUAUGAGUUUAGAAGUAGAAAUCUGUCUAAGAAUAAUGUCUGCUGGCUCUCAGAAUAUUGCCCUACUUAAAAGUCUACAAUUUUAAACUAAUUCUAGAUAUAUAAUUAUUAAAUGAAGUAAAGUUAUUUAUAUUCCACCUCCCCCCUUUCUCAAAACAAACCAAACAACUCAUUUGCCUGAUUUCUCUACUUUAUAGUAGGCCUGACAGAAACAUACUUAAUAAAUCUGGGGGAUAACCUGUGGUUUAAUUUAUGCUAAAUGUAACUUUUCUUUAAAAUUACUUAUGUUUAUAUAAUUACUUAUGUUGAAAUAGAAAUUUUAAUACAGAUUAGAGUAAGAAAUUUUACCAAUUCUCUAUAGAGAAACCAACCUAAAACUAGUGUUCUAUUUCAACUUCUUUACCUCUCUAGUUUUCAGUUUUUAUCAGUUCAGUUUAAAUAACUUUGCAGGGCCCUGCAAAUUAAUAAUUCAUAUAAGGUAUGUUAUUAGAGGGAAACUAAUCUUACUGCUAAGCAGUGUGCUAUAUUACACAGUGAAUGUUUGUGUUUUGGAAUUUAAAAACUAUGUAAGGUAAUAGUGUCAUGAAUGGUUUAACAAUGUCUGGUGACUUGCUUAUUUUAAGUGAUCACCGAUAAGUCAGAGAAAUGUAUUUUUAAAUAUGUUUUUUAAAGUGCCUUUUGAACAUUUUUAAAUAAUGGAUUUAAACAAUUGAGUAAAAUAAAUUACCAUGUUUAAAGCUG